Molecule: messenger RNA, 1796 nt
Organism: Aspergillus saccharolyticus JOP 1030-1
Lineage: Eukaryota; Fungi; Ascomycota; Eurotiomycetes; Eurotiales; Aspergillaceae
Gene: adB
Product: adenylosuccinate synthase ADE12
Exons: 4
Coding region: 327-1601 (424 amino acids)
Biological process (GO): IMP metabolic process; 'de novo' AMP biosynthetic process
Cellular component (GO): cytoplasm
Molecular function (GO): GTP binding; adenylosuccinate synthase activity
Source: RefSeq, a predicted model, not a curated record
GCUUUUUGGUCUUUGACGGUCGCGAACUCUUCGCCACUGCUCCAGUCACCUCUGGUAUCAGGUUGGAAUUCCUUUGGUGUUCUUUAACUGCCUCACUACUGUCACCCUCACUACCUCCUCAAGAAACCCUUUUUCUCUGCCAGUCCAGCAGACGCCGGAUUCAUCCGUUUGACUCAUCCGCAUACCCACUAAUCGUACCCCGCCUCCAGACGUUCCUCUCACACUCUCUUUUUCUCUGUCACUUGUCGCAAGUGUGAGAGAUCUUCAGAGAUCGCAGAAAUCAAUUGCUUUUAGAUCUUCAUUUACACACAAUCAACCCAAUCACAAUGGGCGUUACAAUUGUCCUUGGUAGCCAGUGGGGUGAUGAAGGAAAGGGGAAGAUUACGGACAUGCUUGCGCAGGAAGCUACGCUUUGCUGUCGUGCCGCUGGCGGCCACAACGCGGGUCACACUAUCGUUCACGGCUCUACGACUUAUGAUUUUCACAUUCUUCCUUCUGGGCUUGUCUCCCCUUCUUGCGUCAACCUCAUUGGCGCCGGAACUGUUGUGCACAUCCCCAGCUUCUUCAAGGAGUUGGCGGCCAUCGAGACCAAGGGUCUGACGACCGCUGGAAAGCGCAUCUUCAUCUCGGAUCGCGCGCACGUCUGCUUCGAUCUGCACUCCGUCGUGGACGGUCUGGAAGAGGCCAAGCUCGGUGGUCGCAAGGUCGGCACCACUGGUAAGGGUAUUGGUCCUUGCUACAGUGACAAGGCUGCUCGUCGUGGUGUUCGCGUCGGCGAAAUCUUGGACGAGCUUCUGUUCGAGCGCAAGUUGCGCUCUCUGCAUGCCGGAUACACUGCCCGCUUUGGCGAGUUGGAUUACAGCGUCGAGGACGAGCUGGCGCGUUUCAGGGAUUACCGUCAGCGCCUGGGUCCCUACAUUGUCGACCAGUUGGCCUUCCUGCAGAAGUACAAGGAUGCCCCCAACACUUUGGUUGAGGGUGCCAACGCCCUGAUGCUUGACUUGGAUCACGGAACCUACCCCUUCGUAACCUCGUCUUCCACGGGUCUCGGUGGUGCCGUUCAGGCUCUGUCCCUGAACCCCACCAGCAUCACCUCCAUCAUCGGUGUCGUCAAGGCGUAUACCACUCGUGUCGGCUCGGGCCCCUUCCCCAGUGAGCAGCUGAACGAGUUCGGUGACAAGCUGCAGGGUAUUGGCAAGGAGUUUGGCGUCACCACUGGUCGUCGUCGUCGCUGUGGUUGGUUCGACAUGGUUCUUUGCCGCUACUCCCAGGCUAUCAACCACUACACUGCCCUAAACCUGACCAAGCUGGAUGUUUUGGACGACUUUGACGAGAUCAAGGUCGGCGUCGCCUACAUCCUUCCGGACGGCACCCGCACUGAGAACACCAUGCCUGCCGACCCAGAGGUCUUGGAGAAGGUCAAGGUUGAGUAUGUCACUCUUCCCGGAUGGAAGACCAAGACCAUGGGCAUCAAGAAGUAUGAGGAUCUCCCGCCUAACGCCCGUGCCUACAUUGAGUACAUCGAGCGCGGUCUCGGUGGAGUCCCGGUCAAGUGGAUCGGUACUGGCCCCGCUCGUGACGACAUGAUUGCUCGCGAGUAAGCCCGCGGCAUAGUCGUUGAGCCAGGUUGGUUGUUUCAUUCUCAUCUUCUCAUAUAAUAUCCUCAAGCACCCAGUACAUUUAUUAUCUUGUGCCAUGUAUGUUCCUAUUCCGGAUGAUUUGUACUAUUGUCUAUUAAGUUAAGACGGUAGACGGCUGGGUCGCAGAUAAAUAGAAGCACAAAUCUUAUUUCAUAG